This is a messenger RNA of Brassica napus (rape), 1613 nucleotides long. RefSeq names its product disease resistance protein RPS4B-like. The transcript has 2 exons. Gene Ontology annotation, molecular function: ADP binding. The record is from RefSeq and is a predicted model, not a curated record. Bases 444 to 1598 code for a protein of 384 amino acids. NCBI's taxonomy places the organism in Eukaryota, Viridiplantae, Streptophyta, Magnoliopsida, Brassicales, Brassicaceae. Gene Ontology annotation, biological process: defense response; signal transduction.
GUUUUCUUGUAGUGAACGUCGAGGAGGGAGAUGUUCUGAUGAUUUCGCUGCGAAGGAAAAGACAAACCGUUACGGCUUCGACUCGAGCUUGGCUGAAGUUCAUCGACAAUGACGGAGGAGGACCAGAAAGUACGGUGAAGAAAACUGCAACAUAGAUGACAUGAUGCACUAUGGAUUGAGAUACCAAAAAGUGAAAUGUGAUGAAGAAGUUUUUUAAUUUUAAUUUUUUGUUUAUCUGUUCCAAAAAAAUAAAUAAUCAAUUUAAUAAGAUAGUAUGAACUCUUUAGUCAGAUGUAUGACUUUAGUUGUAAUGAUUUGGUUUUUAGCAUGUAAAUAAUACUUGGAAACUGACUUGCGGUGUAAAAAACUCUUUGGUUAAUGGUCUUCUGUCUUCCACACCUGCUGAAAAUGAAAAAUACUUUUAAAAAGCGCACAAUACCUUAAUGAUUGCACUCUUCUCUCAUCGUUUAUUGCUGCUCUGUAAAAAUUCGCUUGACCAAUCGACCAUGGCGGCCUCCUCCUCUUCCUCCGGGCAAUCCCCGCCGCACAACCAAGUCUUCAUCAAUUUUCGAGGGGAAUUGCGGACGAAUUUCGUCAGCCAUCUGGUGGAGGCCUUAGAAACAGAUGGAAUCAAUGUCUUCAUCGACGAAAAAGCUCCUAGAGGUGAAGAUAUCGCCACCCUCUUUGGCAGAAUCGAGGAGUCAAAGAUCGCGCUUGCUAUCUUCUCAAUUGAGUAUGCGAAGUCAAAGUGGUGCUUGGACGAGCUGGAGAAGAUCAAGGAGUUCGUUGACUCCGGAAAACUUGUGGUCAUUCCGAUCUUCUACAAGGUAGACACAAACGAUGUGAAAGAUCUGAACGGAGUGUUCGGUAACAAGUUUUGGGAAUUGGCUAGGACUUGCAAAGGUGAAAAGUUCGACAAGUGGAGAGACGCUUUAGGAGUCGUUUCAAGAAAGUUCGGCUUCACUUUAACUGAAACGAGCAAAGAAAGUGAAUCUAUCAUUCAGAUUGUAAAGGCAGUGACCAAAGAGCUAACUCUCAAUUCGACAACACGGGAAAGAGUAAUCCCCAUUGACAAUCCUGGUGCAGGAGAUGAAGAAACGGCUGAAUCUGCUUCAGACUCGGCUCUUCCUUCCUUCGGCAUAGAAACACGUCUAAAUCAGUUGGAAGAGAUGUUAAACUCUUACGCAGACCGUACUCUUAAGCUUGGUCUUGUCGGGAUGCCGGGUAUUGGUAAGACCACCUUGACAAAGAUCCUGUAUGAAAAGCGUGAAGGCAAGUUUGUGCGCCACGCUUUUCUUGUAGAUGUGCGUGAGUUGAGUAAAAGCGGCAGGAUGAAUGGGAGAUAUCUCGCGAAGGAGUUGUUGAGGAAGGAAUAUGUGGAUGAAGUCGUCGAUUCCAUGCAAGCUGAGUCCUUGAAAAUACACCUACUCCGUAAUAAGUCUCUUGUUAUUCUUGAUGACGUGACUAACAAGAAACAGAUAGAAGUUCUUCUUGGCAAUGGCGACUGGAUUAAGGAAGGUAGCUUAAUCAUUAUCACGACGAGUGAUAGGUCAGUGAUCGAAGGGGAGGUUGAUGAAAUUAUGAGGUUCUUAGAUUAAGUGGCAGAGACAGUU